Vespa mandarinia (Asian giant hornet) is the source of this 1015-nucleotide messenger RNA. It is a transcript of the gene Prosbeta2, whose product is annotated as Proteasome beta2 subunit. Gene Ontology annotation, cellular component: proteasome core complex; cytoplasm. The record is from RefSeq and is a predicted model, not a curated record. Lineage: Eukaryota; Metazoa; Arthropoda; Insecta; Hymenoptera; Vespidae. Gene Ontology annotation, molecular function: threonine-type endopeptidase activity.
AUACUAGCGAUCCUGUCGACAAUACAUGAAUUUAACUAGUUGUUCCGAAUUUUGCUUACUGUUUGAUUUGACUUGAAUCGAUCUCGUUUUAUCGUACAUUAUGUCUACUGUCCUUGUACCCGAAAUUCCUGCUCCAGGAUUUUCUUUCGAUCUCUGUCAGCGGAAUAAGUUUUUAUUAAAGAAAGGAUUUAAGGCUCCGUCCGCUAUUAAGACAGGUACUACUAUUGCAGGAGUUGUUUUCAAAGAUGGAGUUGUUCUUGGGGGUGAUACACGUGCCACCGAAGAUUCUAUUGUGGCAGAUAAAAAUUCUAGAAAAAUUCACUACCUUGCUCAGAACAUGUACUGUUGCGGAGCAGGAACUGCAGCGGAUAAUGAGAUGACUUGUCAAAUGAUUGCUAGUCAAUUGGAAUUACAUCGUUUAAACACUGGUCGUAUUGUACCCGUUUGCACUGCCAAUUCAAUGUUCAAACAAUUUUUGUUUCGGCAUCAAGGUCAUAUUGGUGUAGCUUUGGUGUUAGGUGGUGUUGAUUUAGACGGUCCACAUUUGUAUGCUAUUUUUCCUCAUGGAUCUAGUGAAAAAUAUAUGUUCACCAGUAUGGGCUCGGGAUCAUUAGCUGCAAUGGCUGUACUUGAAAGUAGAUGGAAGCCUGACCUGACGGAGGAAGAAGCCAAAGGGUUGGUUGCAGAUGCUAUUCGAGCGGGUGUUUUCAAUGACUUAGCAUCUGGCUCAAAUGUAGAUUUGUGCGUUAUACGCAAAGGAUCUGUCGAUUAUCUGCGUCCUUAUGAUAUAGCCAAUGUAAAAGGAGAACGUCAAGCGUCUUAUAGAUAUAAAAAGGGAACUACUGCGAUUCUUACUAAAACUGUGCGUCCUAUAAUUAUAGAAGAAGAAACAGUUCGUGUAGUGGAAGCUGAACCAAUGGAUACUUCUUCUUGAAGAUAGAGUCUGCUCUUAAUUUAAUAUUAAAUUGAUAAAAUUUGUGAAUUUUCCUUAAUAAAAUCUUACAUAUAUAAUAUA